AUGGGAAAUAACUAAAAAAAAAGUGAGUAAUAGAAUAACACUUAAAAUAUUCUAUAAGAUUUAAUGAAAUCUAACUUGAAAGCUCAAACUCAUAUUGACUUACAGUUAAAAAAUUAUACUCUUAGUAAUAAAUAAGUUGCUUAGCUUAACAAUUCUUUAGUAAAAUGUUAAAAAUUAAAGUCUUUAGUAUUAAAUCUUAAUAAGGAAAGUAUUUCAGAUGAUUAGAUAAAUUAAUUAUUUACUAAAUAUUCCUCGAUAAAGAAAUAUGUUGAAACUGGUAAUAAUGUGAGCAAUGAUUAAAUAUACUCCCAAAUUUUGUUUUUCCUAAAUAUUUUUUACGAAGGAAAUCAUGAUUGUCAAGAACUUAGAUUAAAUGAUAUUGAAGCUUAAGGAAAUAUUCUAUUAGAAGAAACUAUGAGCAAUCUAAUUAAUCUUAACAGUUUAUAGCUAAAUUUAGAUGGAAAUUAAUUAGGAGAUGGAGGUGCAGUUUGGAUUUGCAAAGUAUUAAGUAGAUGCAAAACGCUUAAUAACUUAAAUAUGCAACUUUGGAAAAAUAAAAUAGGUGACAGAGGAAUUUCUAGUAUUGCAGAAGGUAUUAGCAGUUGUGCUUAACUCACAACUUUAACUUUAAAUGCAAGUGCUAAUUUAUUUGGAAAAGAAGGUGCAUUUUCUAUAAGUACUACAUUAAGUAGUUGUAAAAUGUUGACUCAUCUAGAUAUUAACCUUUUUAACAAUUAAAUUGGAGAAGAAGGAGCAUCAGCUAUUUGUAGAGUAAUAGGUAGUUGUUAAUUACUUGAGAAUUUAAAAUUUGUGCUAUGUAAUAAUUAAAUUGGUGAUAGGGUAGCAUUUUGUUUUGGAACAGCAUUAAGUAACUUAAUGUCACUUAUUAAUUUAAAAUUUUGUUUUAGUAAAAAUAAAAUUUCUGACGAAGGAGUUUUAAAUGUUGGAUUAGGUUUAAGUUAAUGCAUUCAACUUAAGAAUUUAGAUAUUCGAAUGAAAUUUAAUAAAAUUGGAAAUGAUGGAGCUUCUGCUAUUGGUAGUGCGAUUGGUAACUGUAAAUAUCUUGAUAAUCUCUCAUUUUUCAUUGGUGGAAAUUAAAUUGGUAAUGAUGGAGCAUAAAAUAUUGGAUUAUGUUUGAGUAAAUGCACUCAACUUACAAAUUUAGACUUUAGAAUACAGUAAAAUCAAAUAGGAGAUGAUGGAGCUUCUACUAUUGGUACAGCACUUGGUAACUGCAAAUUGCUAACUAAUCUUAUAUUUUACAUUCAUGCAAAUUAAAUUGGAGAUAAUGGAGCAUAAAAUAUUGGAUUAGGUUUAAGUAAGUGCACUUAACUUACAAAUUUAGAAUUAGCAUUAGGGUAAAAUCAAAUUGGGAAUGAUGGAGCUUCUACUAUUGGUACAGCACUUGGUAACUGCAAAUUGCUAACUAAUCUCAAAUUUUACAUUUAUGCAAAUUAAAUUGGAGAUAAUGGAGCAUAAAAUAUUGGAUUAGGUUUGAGUAAGUGCACUCAACUUACAAAUUUAGACUUUAGAAUACAGUAAAAUCAAAUUGGGAAUGAUGGAGCUUCUACUAUUGGUACAGCACUUGGUAACUGCAAAUUGCUAACUAAUCUCAAAUUUUACAUUGGUGCAAAUUAAAUUGGAGAUAAUGGAGCAUAAAAUAUUGGAUUAGGUUUGAGUAAGUGUACUUAACUUAAAAAUUUAGACUUUAUAAUACAGUAAAAUCAAAUUGGGAAUGAUGGAGCUUCUACUAUUGGUACAGCACUUGGUAACUGCAAAUUGCUAACUAAUCUCAUAUUUUACAUUUA
Tetrahymena thermophila SB210 is the source of this 1808-nucleotide messenger RNA. RefSeq names its product tetratricopeptide repeat protein. The annotation marks the transcript as partial. Lineage: Eukaryota; Ciliophora; Oligohymenophorea; Hymenostomatida; Tetrahymenidae. Gene Ontology annotation, biological process: activation of GTPase activity; nucleocytoplasmic transport. Gene Ontology annotation, cellular component: cytosol; perinuclear region of cytoplasm; nucleus. The transcript has 21 exons. The record is from RefSeq and is a predicted model, not a curated record. Gene Ontology annotation, molecular function: GTPase activator activity; small GTPase binding.